Molecule: messenger RNA, 2879 nt
Organism: Blastomyces gilchristii SLH14081
Lineage: Eukaryota; Fungi; Ascomycota; Eurotiomycetes; Onygenales; Ajellomycetaceae
Product: acetyltransferase
Exons: 3
Coding region: 251-823 (190 amino acids)
Biological process (GO): N-terminal peptidyl-methionine acetylation
Cellular component (GO): NatB complex
Molecular function (GO): protein-N-terminal amino-acid acetyltransferase activity
Source: RefSeq, a predicted model, not a curated record
CACUCAAACGGCUUUUAUUAUUAUUGAUUAUCGAUUGAUUGAUGUCGGAAGGUUUUUUUUACGCAGAGAAGCUUGCGAUAUAUCCAAGCCGAGGGAGAUCAUAUUUAAUUAACAGAAUCGCGCACUCCGCAACCCAAUCUUCCCAUACCAUACCAGCUCUCAACUCAACAUCAGCUUCCAUUAAAUUAAUACUAUAUAUGCACGAAGCUCUAAACACAUAACUAGCAGAAUAUAACGCGUCGAGUCGACCAUGGCCACCAUCCGGCGCAUGACCCCCGCCGACCUUUUCUCCCUCAACCUCACCAACCUUGAUGCUUUGACAGAAAACUAUGACCUCCAUUUCUACCUCACCUACCUAAUGAAAUGGCCGUCGCUCUUCAACGUCGUGGAAGAUCGUGACGGCCAGAUAAUAGGCUAUAUAAUGAGCAAGCUUGAAUCUCAACGCGCCUCAAUGAGACACUCGGAGCACUACACACCAUGGCAUGGCCACAUUACAGUAUUAACUAUUGCACCAGCUUGGCGCAGAUUGGGGCAUGCACGCCGGCUGACAGAGAGCCUGGAGCGGGCGUCUGAUAGAAAUGAUGCGUGGUUUGUGGAUUUAUAUGUGCGGGCGGGCAAUACGAUUGCGGUGGGAAUGUAUAAAGGGAUGGGAUACUCCGUGUUCAGACGGGUGGUUAAUUAUUACAGUGACGACCCAACGGGUAUGUCGGAGGAAGGGGAAGAUGCGUUCGAUAUGCGAAAGCCCCUCAGUCGAGAUAAAGAGCUCAAACAUACCCGUGAGAACGGGGAGAACUUUUUGGUCAGCCCGGAAGAUGUUUACUAAAAUGAAAUUGUAUGCCACAAUAAAACUUCUUACUUUACGUCCUUUGACAUGCCAGAUUUAUUGAGUGUGUGGUUACUUAUCACUGUGAUCUUUCUUGGAAGUGAGCUAGAGUUGAUUUUGUUAGGGAGGAGGGAGUUUACAACUUUAUGAAGCUAGUUACCUGGAGUUUACAUGCACUAAACCAUUUUACAACUCCUCCUUUGCCCAGACGAAUAAUGCCUCGCGUAUGGCCACCUAUAUGCUGGUAUUUAAAGGCCUUAACAGAAAAAUGAAGACAAGGGGUUUGAUGAGACGUCGCUCUGUGUCAAGAGAAUAGGAUUAUAUUUGCAGCGAUAAAGCCAUAUAAACUCAACGUAUAUGCAGAGGAAACGUGAAAAGACAUGCAGAAAGGCGCUAUGAGUGAGGUAUGUACAGCCAAAUCGUAUAAUAUGUGCGAAGAUGCCAAUGACCAACCCAGAUAAAAUAUUCUCAACACCCAGACCCCAGUCCAAUGCUGAUGUAAAAAAGGAAAUGCGUAUUUUGCGAAUUGCUGCAUUGGAAGUAAUCAGUCACGAACACUCCAAUUUGAACUUUACAAACCUGUAACUACCAUCCCAUCAUGCAGAUGCGAAAAGCUUUGGCCCAGUUGACAAGAGUCGAGCCACCAUCAUGACCCCAGCGGCGACAACAAAGCAGACGCCCACCAGCACUGCCACACCCACAUAGCUCCCAGUGCCAUGAACGACAGCGCCACCAAUAGGUGUCCCCACUAACGACCCCAGAGAACACAAAACAAACGACAUUCCCAAGCGGGUGCCAAAAUCUCGCAUAUCAGGCGUGAUGUUCAUAAACACAACAGGCCCCACGGAUGUGAAACCGCCCGCAGUAAAUCCGUAGAGGACUACUAGGGCGAUUACCCCUGCUGUGGUGUGUAUCCUGAUCCACGAAAUAGCCAGGAUACCGGAGAGGAGGGUCAUGGGGAUCAUGAUAUUUAUGGGACCAAUGUAAUCGGCCAUGAAAUUAGGGAAAAUACGCCCGAUUAUGGAGCUGGCGUUGAGCAUGGAAACGAGGUAGAAGGCAAGGUGUUCGCUCAUUAUGCCGUUUUCGAUUACGUAGGGUUGUAUAUGGACGACCACGUUAUAGAGACCGAUGAAACCGACGAACUGUGCAAUGCAGAAGAGGGUGAACACUGGAUCCUUGAAUGCCGAGAGUUGAACAAGCGCACGCUUCUCCUGUGGCUUGAACCGUACAUGGAGCAAAGACAGUGCUAUCAAACCCGUUGCGCAUGCGGUAAAGCCUAACACCCGAGUCGCCCACGCGAAGCCGAUUUUCAAUUGGAGCUGGCUGAACAUUAUCGGAUAGACCACGCCGCCCAGGGCCGUACCCGUAGCUGCUACUCCGUUUGCCAGUGCUCGUCGACGUUUGAAGUACUGCGGAAUAAUGGCCACACUGGGAACAAACACGGCUCCAGACCCUAGGCCGACACAGAAGGCUUGCGAAAGCAUGAUCUGCCAAAAUGUGGUAGAUAUGCUGGUCAUCAUUAGCCCAAACGAAUAAAGAGCCCAGCCGACUAUCAGCAGAUAUCGGGAGUAGCCAGCGUCAAACAGAGGGCCCGUGAUGGCACCGACGAAUAACAGGAGGAACGACUGUAUCGAGCCGAUCCAUGCUAUUGUCGAUGGCGACUCAUCCGCAAGUAGGUGUUGUUCAUAGUAAGUUUGGAAACUGCCAUAUGUAAGUACAAUUCCCCUGUAUUAUACAUACUUUUCCAGUUAGUUACGGUUGCUUCACAAAUAUACAGGAUCUCUCAGGGGCCUGGAGAGGGAGUAUGAAAAAUUGAUGUCUUAAAUAUACCAGCUGUUAAAGAAGAGGAAGAAAGCAGCGAGCACUUGUGACCAUGCUUUCCAGCCGCGAUCAUAAAUGAGCUCGGCAUUGUCAAAUGACAAUAUGUUAUUCUUCUGAGGUUCCUCUUUCACCUCAAUACCUCCAGAUGAUGAAGAACAUGUCGUUGGAAGGGCAGCACCAAUUUUGUUGCAAGAAAGCUCUCCCAUAGCCGUCGGCCCAACCGAGAGUACUUGAA